AUGAAACCCGCGCACCUGCUGCAGCGACGGGAUUUGUACAUUAAAGUUAUUGUUCGGAUUUUUUCCAGGCUCUGUUGUGUUCUUACUGACCCCGUCUGUGUGUGUCCCAGCCUGGAAUGUGGCUGUCUCUUGCCAAACACGAGUCUUGGGAUCGCUCCCAACUGUUCUUGUCCUCACAUUUCUCUCUUUGCCUUGUCUUCCCAGGAGCAGGCCCAGGGAACGAUGCUUAAAGUCCUCACAUCUUUUAAAAGCAGUGAAAUAGAACAAGCGGUGAACUCCUUAGACAGAAACGGUGUUGAUUUGUUAAUGAAGUACAUUUAUAAAGGAUUUGAAAAGCCAACAGAAAACAGCAGUGCAAUAUUACUUCAGUGGCAUGAAAAGGCACUGGCAGUAGGAGGCCUGGGCUCCAUAAUAAGAGUUCUCACAGCAAGAAAGACUGUGUAAAGACUGUUAACUUGGACAGAGGUGACGGUCAGGUUUGGACUCAGAAGAAGGAAUGAGCUGAAAUUACACUGGUCCAUCUUUAUUAGAGAUUGCAAUCUACUGAAAUCCUACAGUAACCUCCUCUUGGAAUGCUUUUAUCCUUAAAGGUGGGGGAAGAGUAAAGGUAUUCCUGCAUAUUCCGACUAUCACAUAUAGGAGCCAAGACAUUCUCCUGCUCCCUUCUUUAACAGGCAGAGAGAAGGCACACUCCUGCCUCCUGUUACUGUAAGUGAACAGGUAUUUCAGAUGCUGCUUUAGCCAGGUGUGGUGAUACAAGCUCCUGUGUGUCCUGCUUAGUCCCAAGGUAGCUGUGUCCAGGCCGAGAUCCUGCAGCAGAGGGUGGGAGAAGGGCUGGUAGAACGGUGGCUUUGAACGUGUGCUGAAGGAAUGUUGGACUCUGGGCUUGGGUUAAUGUAAAGUGAAGUGCCUGCUGCAUCAAUAAAGUUCUUGGAUCACGUGAGUUAAAU
Ficedula albicollis (Collared flycatcher) is the source of this 950-nucleotide messenger RNA. It is a transcript of the gene ARPC5L, whose product is annotated as actin related protein 2/3 complex subunit 5-like. Gene Ontology annotation, molecular function: actin filament binding. Gene Ontology annotation, cellular component: cytoplasm; actin cytoskeleton; Arp2/3 protein complex. The transcript is spliced from 3 exons. The coding region runs from base 1 to 444 and encodes 147 amino acids. Lineage: Eukaryota; Metazoa; Chordata; Aves; Passeriformes; Muscicapidae. The record is from RefSeq and is a predicted model, not a curated record. Gene Ontology annotation, biological process: regulation of actin filament polymerization; Arp2/3 complex-mediated actin nucleation; cell migration.